Messenger RNA from Armigeres subalbatus, 2010 nucleotides. RefSeq lists its product as uncharacterized. Lineage: Eukaryota; Metazoa; Arthropoda; Insecta; Diptera; Culicidae. Bases 483 to 1169 code for a protein of 228 amino acids. The transcript has 3 exons. The record is from RefSeq and is a predicted model, not a curated record.
GAGCUAUCUGAGUGGGACUGCCUAUCUAGUGUUGCUGUGUCGUCCGGAGAAGAGGUGCUAAAGCCGGCACUAGCAACUGCAGUCUAUUACUAUUCGGUCGUUUCGCGAAUUGGACGUGUUUUGGCCUUGCUAUUCAAUAUCCCAUCUCGCCGAUCGUCGUUCUGUUCAUUAUAAAGGCGAUUCAUAUUACUAUCACCAUAUUAGUUCAUCUCCGGGGCUCAGUUGUUUGUUGGAUUGUGCAAAUUAUCGGAUCAGGUGGUUGAUAGAUUUUGACGACGUUCGAUUUGUGCAAUUUUGUUCACUCCGAAACGAUGAAUUUCAUCCGAUGCUAAUGGUUUUGCUAAUAGUUUUAAUGAAAUCGCAAAAGUGGUACUGUUUAAUAACGACAGAAGUGAUUUUUGUCAUAAGGAAGUGUAGAAACGCAUUGCUUUGGAAGGUGUCCUAACUGUUUUGGCUGGCAGUCGGCAGGUGAAUAAUCAGUGAUGGACGGCAGACAAAACCGUUGUGGUGCCCACCGCAGGUUGAUCAUCGUACUGUUGCUGAUACGAUUGGUCAGCUUAACCAAUGGAUCGACGGUAGCUUCGAAGGAGCCACUUUUGCUAGGAAUUGUUCCCGUAGAAGAGCUCAAUGUUGAGGAAGAACAGGCUGCCAAUGUUUCAUCCGUGGAUUUCUAUAAUCAGAAAGCAUCAGCAGUCGGUUAUCAAGUAGAGGAAGAAGAAGCUGAAACUUCAACUUUAAGUACGAACCAAACGACAAAUCUACGGGAACUCAAUUCUGUGACAACUCCGACAAUGGACCUGAUCACCAUCAUUUGGUAUGUGGCUACCCUGAUAGCUCUGGUAUCGUUCUUUGUCGUGAUGGCGUGUGCGGAUACGAACAAGUGCUUCACCCCGAAACCUCCGGAUGAAGAAACGCCGGUACCCCCAACGCCAGCUCCAUCAUACCGCCUGUUUGCUCCACCUAGCUAUGAGUCAGUCAUUGAAAAAGGGCCGGAUAGUAUUUUCAUCAUACCCGUUCCUGAUAGCAGAGAACAGUUUACCGAGGAUUUAGUGGCAAAUCUGUCUGACGUAAUGCAACCUGCAGAACCAAUCAGCAAUACUGAAAGGGAUUGUGUAGAAAAUCGUAAUCAUUCACACCGCGCCGAACUCCAGUUAUCAGUCACUGUGUGAAAAGACUGGAACUUUUAAGGUUCUUGACGUCAUUUUCGACGUGAAUCGAAUACAGGUUUCCUUCAAGUGGUGCGAAUCUAGGAUAUAUGGCUUCCAGUUGCGAAUAUAAAGGUUGCAUCAGUGAAAUCUGGUUCAAGUGAUUUGUGAAGCAUAUUGCUCUUUGAACGAUGAGUGGUGCUGUUUAUCAAGCGGUAAAGUUCUGCAGAAAAGAAAAAUCUCCGAAAGUUUUCCACUUGAAACAUGUGCAACAAAUCGAAAGAUUAUCCACUAUCUUAGUUCAUUCAACAACGGGCUAAUCUCGCAACACAUUACGCUUCGUGCUGCAACGAUUCAUGAAUGCGAUCAAUAUCGGACACACUGCUGGAGGAAAUAUCCAUAUUUAUCAACAGAUAAGCAUCUCUUGCGAGCGGCGACGUGACUGAAAUGAAGAUUACCAUCGCGCACCAAAUAACAUAUUCAACAAAGGUGACUCCCUAAGCUGAUAUUAGUCGCAAUUUAUUUGUGCAAUGCGUCACGAUCAUUCGCGCACAAAUGUACCUACAGUAAUCGGGUACGGUUUAGAUUUAUCUUGUGGCGAUAAUAAUGACCGAUAACUGGUUUCUCCGCAACUGUAUGCAGUAUUAGUGCAGGAUUGUAUUUAUAAGAUAUGACUGAGCACAGUGAGACGUAAUCACGACAGCGACAAUCAUUUUAAUUGUUAAUUAGUUUACACACCCCCCACGACUGAGUAUCUCAAUGAUUUAGAAUUUAAAUGUGAUAAUGGAUGUUUUGAUUGAGAGUAGGUUACGAUUUUGUACGGUAGAUAAGUGACGAGAUAAAAAAACGUUCAUGUAAAACAGAA